Messenger RNA from Acaulospora colombiana, 668 nucleotides. The record is from the annotation of a GenBank genome assembly. Lineage: Eukaryota; Fungi; Glomeromycota; Glomeromycetes; Diversisporales; Acaulosporaceae.
GUGCCUCCUUUAUUCAGCAUAUGGCGGAAAAUUUCUUUCCCGCGGUUUCGAUCACCUUUGCUGGCAAAAAAACAACUCACAGAAAAGAUAUCGUUCCCACAUUCAUCCGCGAACAGGCCAGAGAACGAUAUUCAACAAUUCGCGAAUCAAUGUUCCCAUUGGAAGAAGCAGCGAAACAAAUAGUUUAUAUCGACACGUUGAUCUAUCUUCUUGACGAACAAGGAUUCGAAUUUAAACAAAGCAUCGAGGGAAAUCACCGCGUGGUGGAUAAAAUUGGACGUAGAGAAUUUGAGAAAGACGCAAGUGACGAAGAAGUGGAGGAGGAAUCUUUCAAUCAUAAAUAUAAGCGUGGAAGGGGUAAAGGGAAUCCCGAGGAAUUUGAAAUGAUUGAAGGACAACCAGUGAUUAAGACGGAAAAAGUAUUAAGGACGGGAACAAGAGGAACCUCUAAAAGAAUCGGCACCGUGGAUGGACGACGAAGGUUGUACCUGAAUAAGGUUGGGGUGGAACGAGAUCAAGAUGAUCAUCUGUUGAUUUCGGAACGAAAUGCACAGGAUCGAGCAACAGCCAAAGAGUCGGAAAUCCUCAUGAUCCCAAAGGACAAGAUGCCAGUCGUGAUAGUUCCUGCCGUUUCCAAAAUGGAAAAGGCAACAUACCUCCGAUUCUGA